AGAAAUGAGGUUCAAGUUGUAGUCGCAUGGAUAUACAAUUGUAGACAUGUCAGGUCAAACACCAGGAGACGAGAAGGCCGUUGAAGACAUCGUAUACAAGUUAAAAUCACAGGGAUUAUUCGAUCAACUGAGAAAAGAGUGCCUAAAUGAUGUUGAUACCAAGCCAGCAUACCAGAAUCUUCGUCAAAGGGUAGAGUCUUAUGUGGCAAGGUUUCUUUCACAACAAACAUGGAGCCCAGAGUUAAACAAGAAUCAGUUGCGAGACAGCUUACGUCGACAGAUAAACCAAUCGGGAAUGCUGUCAAGUGGGGUGGAAAGAAUCAUAGAACAAGUUGUGAAUCCAAAGAUAUUUACAAUCAUCAAACCUAAAAUUGAUGAAAUUGUCUGUAAGCAUCUUGGUAUUGAUCCAGAAGAAAGACAGAGACAACAAGAGGAGCGGAAAUCUCGUCAACAGCAGAUUCAAAAACAACAAUUUCAGCAGCAACAGCAGCAAAGACAGCAGCAGGCCCCAAAUGUCAGUGAGCCACAGCCUCUGAUGAGUUUGUCAACCUCAGUCACAGGCCCAGUCCCUGGAUACGACAGCUUGCCUGGAGUAGGAAGCAACAUGUAUACAGCUUAUAGCCCCAGUGCUAACUGGCACAGACCCUUUGGUACCAUGCUCAAUCCUCAUUUAAAUUCUAACUAUCAGGUAAACCCUCUCUAUCCCCAAGGCUAUGGCUCUUAUGGCAUGGCCUCGCCUAUGUACCCCUAUAUCCAACAGGGCUGGGCCAUUCCUCCUUUCCCGGGGAUGCCUCCAAUGUUUCCCCAGCAACCACCUCCCCCUAUUCCUCCAGGGACAGGUUCCGAAGGAGUUCCUGCAGUUCCCGCCCCUCAGUUUACAGAACCACCUCCGCCACUACCGACUGAGCCAUACUCAGCGGUUGAGCAAAUGGAAACGGUUCCUGCCCCACCCCCAGAACCUGAGCCCUCGACCAAUGAUUUGACACCCCCUGGCAUGACCCCAGUCACCUUACCCGUAGCACCCUCAAAGCCUGAAAAAGCAGAAAAGCCUACAACAGAAAAAGUUGACAGUUCAAAGGCAGCAGAGGUGAAAAAAGAGAAGGAGAAACCCAAGAAAACCGAAGCUAAGAGCAAAUCUGAAAGUAAGCCAGCAGACGGUACGUACAACAUUCUUAAAGAUAUUCCAUUGCCAAUCCCUCUUCCUGGGCGGAGUGAAUCUGGAUAUCAACCUGGAAAAGAAUCCAAGAAGAAAGCUAAUGGAGGAAAUGGUACUAGGGCGAAGGACAAACUUGCGUCUGUUUCUCAGGAUAAAGGGAAGGAAAAAACAAAGGAUUCUGGUGCACAGAAGGACACCAAAGACACUGAGAAUAAAACUGAAUCUGAUAAAAAGGUUACUGAAAAAUCAAAAAGUUCCACUUCUGAUAGUGUUUCUAAAGGCAAAAAUGGUGGCUCUGCCAAAGUUUCCAGACAUUCAGGGGAGAAGCAUCAAGUGUCACAAACAUCAAAACCAACACCUCAACACAUUAAACAGUCAAAGGAACAGGAUAGACAGAAGGACAGUAAGGACAGUGCAACAAAGGCUGUAGAAAAACCUUCAGGUAAAGAUUCUGAGUCAAAAGAAGAGGAUUCCAGGAAGGUAGAUGUUGUAAAAAGUAGUUUGACUGCUGAAAACCUGGAGAAGCUGUCGGCGACUCAGCAGACCAAACAGUACACGUUCUCGUGGACAAAGGGCGAUGAGGUGUCGAGUAUCACAGUCAGCUCUGUCCACACCAGUGACUUGUCCUCGUUUGAAGACGACGCAGCUGUGGACUCAGACAUGGACAGUGAGGAUGUCCUGAGUGAUGAGAAGGAGAUGUCCGCAGAGAAACCAGAAGAUAAUGCAGUUUCCACAGGAGAGAGUGCUGAUGUGAGUGGCAGCCAGUCAGAGUCUGUGGAAGUCACCAGUCCCAUGAAGCCGGCCGAUGCUCCUGCUCCUGUGGAUGUUCAGAUUACUACACCCAGACCAAAGAAACUCAUCUCACUGAUGUAUAACUACAGUGAUAGUGAUGACGAUGAAACCAGGGAGGAAAGGAAGGCCAGAAUUGCCCGUGAGAAAGAAGAGAGAUAUGCCAAACGUUUGCAGAGACGAGCAGAACUGGAUGCUAAACGGAAAGAGAGAGAAGAGGAGAAAGUGAGAAUAAGAGAGGAAAAGAGGAAAGGGAGGCUUUCUGAGUCUGACAAGAAAACUCAAUCUGAAGAAUCUGAAGGAGCCAAGAAUGCCAGCUCUUCUACUGAGCCUCAGAAAUCAGAGGAGUCAGAAGACAAACCUGCUGCAACUCCCGCUUCUCCAAAGAAGAAGACCAAGAGGGAGCUCAAGGAGCAACUGAGAGAGCAGAAGGUCAUGGAGAAGAAGUUAGCUCUGAGGCGUCAGAGAACCCGUAACCGACGCUAUACCUCGGAGGAAUUCACGUCCAUAUUCACAGAGAAACAGCAGCCGUUCUCAAGUCAGAGUUAUGCGAAUGUCAAGGAGCAGAACGUGGAAGACACCAGUGUGGUGGAGGAUGCUGUAGUGGUGGAAGAAACAGUUGUGGUAGAAGAAACCGUUGUGGUGGAGGAGGCAGCUGUAGUGGAGGAUGAAGCUCUCGUGGAGGACACAGCAGUUGAGGAGAAGUCGCAUGUUGUAGAGAAUAUAGGUGUGGUACAGGAGACCAGUGUACCCGAGAGCACUGACAAACCAACUGGUGAUGUCACCCCUGGGAAAAGCCCCCAGUCCCCCAAGUCCCCAGCCACACCCACGCAGGAUGAACCAUGUGUGUACCCCGUCCCCGAGAGCACCAGCUCCCUCCCCACAGGAAUACCUGUGUACGAAAUCACAGCAGCCCCUACAACAACACUCACCAUAGGUCAGGUCAUUCACGAGACACGUUCUCGAACACGGAAGUUAAGUGAUGAGCGGAAGAGUAAUGAGACCCAUUCCACAGGGAGGCCCGGAUCCCCUUUUAGUGACAUAUCAGAGACUUCCAAACCAGAGUCAGUCGGAGACUCGCAGGAGAGGCGACCAAAGCGCCGGCGGAUGGACAGUAUCAGCCCAGGGAGUGCAGAGGGCACAACCAGCCGUACCAGAAGGAGCAGUGGUGUUAGUCCAUCAGACAGUCACAAAGGUGCUACAGAAGGGCCUGAUGUGCGCACAAGAGGGAAGAGGUAUAGUGUUGAUGACCUUUACAAACCACGCACCAUCCAUCGCAGGUCACUGUCACCUCCCCCGUCUCCACCCGCCACUCCUAAGACGCCCACUUCCAGCAGUACUCAUCGCCGUUCUCCCCUGUCAGCAGAAAGUUCCGCCUCAGGUCCUGAGAGAAGACUUCACCCCCCGUCCCCACCCCCAUUGUCAGCCCCCAACACCUCCAAACGGUACGAUGCUGAGGACCUGUACAAGCCACGACAACCAUCGUCACGCUCCUCCAGGUAUUUACAGAGGCAAGGGCCCUCCACAGCCCACGAGGAGGUCACGAAGCGUGGCAGGCACACAGGCAAAAAGGGUGACAACUUUGCAAAGGAAGGUGGUAAGAGAGAGCUACCAUUUGCCGCUAAGGAGCUGAGUGAUGAAGAGUUGGUGGAAGAAGGGCAGGAGAGUGGCGCUGAGGUGGAACGAAAGCGACACAAAAGGCCCAUUGCUCUGGUGGACUUCGGUGAGGCAGCUCGCAGAACAGACCGUGGCCCACCUCAGGGGGAGAAAUUCAGGGGGCAUACAUGGGGUAAGGGCCGGCCUAGGAUGGACAGGAAAGGCCAGAGGAAGUACUUUGAUGCAGGUUGGUCUCUGUCAGAUGUGGAGAAAACUGGGUCCAAGUCUCCAGCCUCCAGUCACAGUAGUGGCAGUGGGGGUCAUUACUCCUCACGAUCAGGCUGGAAGGACUCCUACGACAGUGAACCAGGUCUGCUGCACCGCAGUGGCAGCCACUCACCAUCAAAACUUCCACGUAGUUCCAUGGAUAUGGUUGACCGACCACUGUCUCCCAGUGGUCGAGGUACGUCUUCCCCACCUUCUCCAGGAAUGAGACGGAUGCCCUCUCCUGGGUUGCGACGACCUCCGUCACCAGGUUCACUUCGACCGCCCUCUCCACUGUCUCCAGGUCGAGGAACCCGGCGACCACCAUCUCCAACGUGCCAAGGAAUGAGGCGACCACCUUCCCCGCCUUCUCCAGGCAUAAGACGCCCCCCUUCUCCACCAUCACCAGGUGUAAGACGGCCACCUUCACCGCCUUCUCCUGGAGUAAGAAGACCCCCUUCUCCACCCUCACCUAGUAUGCGGCGACCACCAUCCCCUCCCUCACCAGGCUUAAGACGCUCUGCCUCCCCAGCCUCAGAUUUAGGGCCCAGGACGCGAAGACACCGACCUGUUUCCCCUGACUUUGGUCGCAGCCGAAGACCACCCAGCCCCCCACCCGCUCCUCCACCCAGGCGCACCACUAGGAAUUCGCUGUACCACCCAGUCAUGACAAGCCCCACUAAGGGACGAGGAUGGGGGAGCAAGGAGAGGGGCUGGGGGGGUAGGCACCCUCAGACGUCUUCACAGGGAGGCCGCUAUUUGAGGAGUCGCUCUCCAACUGGAAGUAUCAGGAGGCAGCCCCCAGGACCCCACUCCUCAGGUAGAGGAGGGAAGAGCAGGAGAGACCCCAGUCCCCCACCAGCUAAGCGUCCAAAGCGAUGAGUCCAUAUCACAUACAACAAGCCUUGCAUGGCUAUUCGUAACUGUCCUGUCCAAACAAUCCUAAUGUUCUGCCUUGUGAAGACUGAGCAAUAAUUUGUACCAUUGAAAGCUUUGAGUUCUCCUUAAGGUAUUAAGACUGUUAAUGUAUAACACAUGUUUGGCAAGUCCCACCUUUACAGAUCAGGCAACACCAAUUUUAUUCUUUGUUUUACAGAUAAACAAACCAAAAAUGGAACCAAAAUAUGAUAAAAUUAACUACUUGUUUUGUCUGAUCUUGAUGUUUUUAUACUUUCUUGAUUUCCAAGGCCUUCCAAUUCAUUAAUUUCUCACAGAUUGUAUGGUUUUUCAGUUUUAUUUUUAUACAGUCCUCCAACAUUAAAAAAAAAAAGAUUUGAUUCUGCACGUAAAACAUUAAUUUCAAUUGGUGUGGCCUGUAUGAUGACAGCACUUGUGACAGGUCCUGAGGGUGAUUUAUCAUGUUUAUUGCAUAUAACUCUCUUGUUACUGUCAUUAACUUGCCAGUAUUAUCUUGCAUUUGCUUGUUAGUUAUUGUUUAUUUGAGUGUGUAACAUGCAGUUUACAUAUGUUUUAUAUGUAAUGUUCAUUCUAAGAUGUUUGUGUUUUUUGCAGGCAUUACUUUGGCUGUUGAUUCCUUGUAAAUACAUCAUUAAAUAUAUAAACUUAUAAAUGUUGUCAAACAUAUUAAACUUUCUUCAGUUAAGAACUAUGAUUUUUUUCAAAACUUUAAUUCAUUAGUGUUUAAUACCAGAUUAUGGUCUGUUUUAUGCA
Liolophura sinensis is the source of this 5476-nucleotide messenger RNA. RefSeq names its product biorientation of chromosomes in cell division protein 1-like 1. The transcript is spliced from 11 exons. The coding region runs from base 47 to 4687 and encodes 1546 amino acids. Lineage: Eukaryota; Metazoa; Mollusca; Polyplacophora; Chitonida; Chitonidae. The record is from RefSeq and is a predicted model, not a curated record.